AUGCUCUUCAAUUCGGUGCUCCGCCAGCCCCAGUUUGGCGUCCCGAGAAAUGGAUGGUCUUCACAGUACCCGUUACAGUCCCUGCUCACUGGCUAUCAGUGCAGCUAUAAUGAUGAGCAUACUUCUUAUGGAGAAACAGGAACCCCAGUUCCUCCUUUUGGAUGCACCUUCUCUUCUGCUCCCAAUAUGGAGCAUAUACUAGCAGUUGCCAAUGAAGAAGGCUUUGUUAGGUUGUAUAACACCGAAUCACAAAGCAGUAGAAAGAAGUGCAUCAAAGAGUGGAUGGCUCACUGGAAUGCUGUCUUUGACCUGGCCUGGGUCCCUGGUGAAUUUAAGCUUGUUACAGCAGCAGGUGAUCAGACAGCCAAAUUUUGGGAUGUAAAUGCUGGUGAGCUGAUUGGAACUUGCAAAGGUCAUCAGUGUAGCCUCAAGUCAGUUGCCUUUUCUAAGUUUGAGAAAGCUGUCUUCUGUACAGGGGGUAGAGAUGGCAACAUUAUGGUCUGGGAUACCAGGUGCAACAAAAAAGAUGGAUUUUACAGGCAAGUGAACCAAAUCAGUGGAGCUCAUAAUACCUUAGACAAGCAAACCCCUUCAAAACCUAAGAAGAAACAGAAUUCCAAAGGGCUUGCUCCUUCUGUGGAUUUCCAACAGAGUGUUACUGUGGUCCUCUUUCAAGAUGAGAACACAUUAGUCUCAGCAGGAGCUGUGGAUGGCAUAAUCAAAAUAUGGGAUUUACGUAAGAAUUAUACUGCUUAUCGACAGGAACCCAUAGCAUCGAAGUCUUUCCUGUACCCAGGUAGCAGCACUCGAAAACUAGGAUACUCAAGUCUGAUUUUGGAUUCUACUGGCUCCACUUUAUUUGCUAACUGCACAGAUGACAACAUCUAUAUGUUCAAUAUGACUGGAUUAAAGACUUCUCCAAUGGCUGUCUUCAACGGACAUCAGAACUCUACCUUUUAUGUUAAAUCCAGUAUUAGUCCAGAUGACCAGUUUUUAGUCAGUGGCUCAAGUGAUGAAGCUGCCUACAUCUGGAAGGUCUCCAUGCCCUGGCAUCCUCCCACCGUGCUCCUGGGUCAUUCUCAAGAGGUCACAUCUGUGUGCUGGUGUCCAUCAGACUUCACAAAGAUUGCUACUUGCUCUGAUGACAAUACGCUGAAAGUCUGGCGCUUGAACAGAGAUUUAGAGGAGAAAUCAGGAGGAGAUAAACUCUCCAUAGUGGGAUGGGCCUCUCAGAAGAAGAGAGAGGCGAAAGCCGACUUUGUGGCAGUGCCCAGCAGCCAGAGCACUCCGGCCAAAGCACCCAGAGCAAAGAGCAGCCCGUGCACCUCCUCCCCGUCGUCGGCAGCCUGUGCUCCGAGCUGCGCCGGGGACCUGCCCCUCGCUUCAAAUACGCCCACCUUCUCUCUUAAGACCCCUCCUGCCAAGGCCCGGUCUCCCAUCAGCAGAAGAGGCUCUGUGUCCUCUGUCUCUCCCAAGCCACCCUCAUCUUUCAAAAUGUCCAUUAGAAACUGGAUGACCCGAACGGCUUCCUUAUCACCACCCGUCACUCCACCUGCUUCUGAAACCAAGAUAACGUCUCCCAGAAAAGCCCUCAUACCUGUGAGCCUGAAAUCAUCCCAGGCAGUGGCUUGCUCUGAGUCUAGAAACAGAGUAAAGAGGAGGCUAGACUCCAGUUGUCUGGAGAAUGUGAAACAAAAGUGUGUAAAGAGUUGCAGCUGUGUGACUGAACUUGAUGACCCCGUUGAAAAGCUUCAUUUGGAUCUGUGCUGCCUUGCUGGUACCCAGGAAGAUCUUGGGAAAGACUCGCUAGGUCCUACCAAACCAAGCAAGAUUGAAGGAGCUAGUAUGAGUGUCUCCGAGCCUCCUUCUCCUGCCAGUCCUUAUGCUUCAGAAGGCUGUGGAACGCUACCUCUUCCUUUGGGAUCUUGUGGAGAAGGCUCUGAAGUGGUAGGCAAAGAGAAUAGCUCCCCAGAGAAUAAAAACUGGUUGUUGGCCAUGGCAGCCAAACGGAAGGCGGAGAAUUCAUCUCCACGAAGUCCAUCAUCCCAGACCCCCAAUCCCAGGAGACAGAGCGGAAAGACCUCUCCAGGCCCGGUCACCAUUACUCCCAGCUCCAUGCGGAAAAUCUGUACAUAUUUCCAUAGAAAGUCCCAAGAUGACUUCUGUAGUCCAGAACAGUCAACAGAAUUAUAG
Molecule: messenger RNA, 2193 nt
Organism: Budorcas taxicolor (takin)
Lineage: Eukaryota; Metazoa; Chordata; Mammalia; Artiodactyla; Bovidae
Gene: DTL
Product: denticleless E3 ubiquitin protein ligase homolog
Exons: 15
Coding region: 1-2193 (730 amino acids)
Biological process (GO): proteasome-mediated ubiquitin-dependent protein catabolic process; mitotic G2 DNA damage checkpoint signaling
Cellular component (GO): nucleus
Molecular function (GO): protein-macromolecule adaptor activity; protein binding
Source: RefSeq, a predicted model, not a curated record